This is a messenger RNA of Rotaria socialis, 1338 nucleotides long. Lineage: Eukaryota; Metazoa; Rotifera; Eurotatoria; Philodinida; Philodinidae. The record is from the annotation of a GenBank genome assembly.
AUGGGCGGCCUUUUCAGUCGGUCAUCACAUCACGGAAAAAAAUCAAAACGAAAAAAAGGGAAACAUGCAGAAUUAGAACAAACAAAAGAGUCGCCUGAACUCGAUCGGUAUAAUUCGCAAAAUGAUACUGAACAAAACAUAACAGAUAGGAACAUAGCUAAUGGAUAUGAAGAUUGGAAUAAACAAAUCGAUCAUCAACAGAUAACAAAAUAUAAUGAUCCUCCGGGUGCACCAAGUACUUAUGCGAAUAACUAUCCGAUGCUUCAAAAUGACAUGAUGAAUCAAUCAUGGGCAUCACAUCAUGAUGUAAAUAAUCAAUAUUACCCAAUGAAUCCACUUACAAUGUCAUCAUCUAAUAUGCCAUAUGAUCCUCAGCAAUAUAUUUCCAAUCAAAUGCACAGUUCAUCUAUGAAGCAAGCUCAAUCAAUGUUGCCUGAUGAAAGAUCGUCGAAAAAAGUACAAUUUGCUCGUACAGUUCAACAAGGACCGCCAUCGAAAACUCCUUUGAGUAGUACACAAUCAUGGCAUGAACCCAGUGCUACAACUAAUGAUUUAUCUGUUUUAAUGUCAAACCAGGACUCUAUAUUAACGAGACAAAGUGUGCACCGAUCAGUUCAAUCUACAUCGAAUACAUCACCAGCUCAAGCAGCUGUAGAAAAACCUAUUUAUGUUGGUAUUGAUCAUAGAGCAACGUUAGCUGAACGUAUUCAACGAAAUGCAAGUAAACGUCAACAUACAAAUGGAGAUAAAAAUAAUAUCGAUAUAUCGAAUUCAAGUACAAGUAAUCACCGAACACAUUCUCAUGCACAUCAUCAACAUAAACAUCAAGACUCCAAUGAUUCAUCGACUUCUAAAGUCAAUAAUCAAUCGAAUAAAAUGUCAGGCCCUUUACAAGCUAGAUUAUCUAAUAACCAUCGUUCAGGAACGACAACAAUGCCAUCAGCAGCACCUAACCGAUCAGUACACCAUAGUGAGCAGCCUAUUAUCAAUGAAAAUGACACAAAACUAACAAAAAGACAACAGCAUCGUCAAGCACAUGUGCAAUCAGCUGAACAUCAAUUACUUGUUGAUAACGAAAUAAAGUCAUCAAGACAACGAGGAGGAGCAGGUCAAUCACAACCACAGAAGCAACCAUUAAAUCAGCUUAUUAAUCGAAAUAAUUCACCUGCACGAGCAGAUACAACGCGACGAACCGAAAAUAAACAAGAACCUAUGCCUAUCGCGAGAAUUUCUCUAUCAUCGCAACCUCAACAACGACUUACUCAACGGCAAAAACAUAAAAUCUCAAUGCCUCCAAUAGCAACUACUUCAAUAAGUGCUACUCGAGCACGUGUAUAA